Molecule: messenger RNA, 198 nt
Organism: Soboliphyme baturini
Lineage: Eukaryota; Metazoa; Nematoda; Enoplea; Dioctophymatida; Soboliphymatidae
Source: the annotation of a GenBank genome assembly
UUCGGAAUCAAUGCUCAUCUCUACCCGAAGUACACACCGAAAAGCUUAGCUGUCAUGGCCAGCGUCAGUGAGAGUACUCAUUCGUCAUCCGAGUAUCCGCCCACCGACCCGCUACUGCCAAAUUCAGAGUCGUAUGCGAUGUAUCGCGACGACGGCAUUGAGGAGCAUCGCUUGGACGAAAAUGUAUUUUCUGACUGA